GGAAACGUUCUUGUCAAAAUGGCUGCCUCAGAUCAAAAUCAAAACAUUUUCCCUCAAAUUUCGGGUGAUGUCUCAGAAGCUGAGMAAAAGAUGGAUCUUAAGGACAAGCUGUCUUUGAUUGAUAAAGAAAUCAGGCAGCUAUAUCAGUUUUGUGUGCAAGAAGGCUUUUCUCCUGCUCAAAUUGAAAAGUGUGCUCAACCAUUACUUGAUGUUGGUAGAGCUCAAAAGAGAAAGAAGUGGUUGAAAAGACUUGGAUGCUUGGUUUUGUUCGUGGCUUUCAUUGCUGGUAUACUCAUGUACCGUCCUGCUUACAAUAAAGUAUGCAUUUAUGCAAAGUUGGCUUCAAUGAAGAUUUUGCCAUAUUGGGAUUGGAGAUACAUCUAUGAAAAAGAUUGCCUUAUCGACAACCCAUACAGUGUUCAAGAAGCCAUAACAGAGGAAGAGUGCGUGUCAAAAUGUGGAGACCUGAGGAAGAUUGACAGAAUAGAUAAUGCAGAUCACUCGGAUAUGACUGAUUAUUUGACGAACCAGAGACCUGUGGUCAUCACRGAUGCCACAGAGAACUGGAGAGCAAGAAAGGAGUUUAGUAUUGAGUUUAUAGCUAAGAUGUUCCAUGAAACUUCAACUCUAAAAAAUGCUGCUGUCUGUCAGUUCCAGUCCACUUUAGAAGGGUAUUCUAAGCCUGGACCAUUCUUAUCAGACCUCAUGCAAGGCAAAAUACAGGGAAGCUAUCAAACCUACUGGGAAAACUGUGGUAAAGAAGGAGCAAAGGUGUUCAGGCAGUUCUACCGACGGCCAUACUUCUUGCCUCCAAUGGUUGAAUCCGAUGAAGGAAACUUUUUAAUUGUUUCUUCUGGUGGGUCAAAGACGCUGAAGGUUUUUUGGCAAACAACUGUAUCAUGGCUUUCUCAGAUCACUGGGCAAGGCAGAAUCAUAUUAAGACCUGAUCCAACAUGUGAAACUGCUUGCAAAGAUCUUAUGGUUAUGAUGAAACCUGGGGAUUCUUUGGUAUUUUCCAAUGAGUUGUGGACAACCUCUUUCAAGCCUGUUGGCAAUGAUCCAGUGAUUGUCAUUGGAUCAACAGGAACCACCUUUUAAUGCAUACAGAUUUGAAAGCAUUUGUAACAAUAAAGUUAAUAGCAAUCAUUUAAA
Exaiptasia diaphana is the source of this 1152-nucleotide messenger RNA. RefSeq lists its product as uncharacterized. The record is from RefSeq and is a predicted model, not a curated record. The transcript is spliced from 7 exons. Lineage: Eukaryota; Metazoa; Cnidaria; Anthozoa; Actiniaria; Aiptasiidae. The coding region runs from base 19 to 1098 and encodes 359 amino acids.